CAAAGAAGGGUCCACAGCCAAACGCCUAUCCAGCCCUUCGAGCGUUGGGACUACGACCAAAACAGACUCGUUCGCACCUGUGUGCGUUUGCCACCCGGAGAAAAAUAAAAACAAGACAUCCGGGGGAUAAACGGAUAUAGCUCGCAUUUGACCCACUGUUCCAGCAGCUGAUUUUUUUUUUUUUUUUUUUUGGACACUUAAAUCGCUCACAGUGGAUCUAUGAAGCAGCGGGCAGACUUCUCACUCUCAACACCAGACAGGGAGUGAUUCACCCCCCUCCAUGCCUGCAGCCCCCAUGCCGGGCAUAAGCUCCACCGCGCCUCGUUAUGAAAACUGGGACAUGGACCACCUCGACCACUACCAACAUUAUUUCUACGACGACCACGACCCGGACGAGGAUUUCUUCAAAUCCACUGCGCCCAGCGAGGACAUAUGGAAGAAAUUCGAGCUAGUACCGACCCCGCCCAUGUCCCCUAUCCGGGCAGUGGAAGGGUCGGGCAGGGUCGAACUGUUAUGCCCGUCCCUCGGGGACAAGCUGGAGUGGGUCUCUCAGUUCUUGGGGCAGGAGGAUGAACAACAACAGCAGGAGCUGCCCUGCAAGCUGGCCUCGAGCAGUGACUCCUUCGGGAACCUGAGCUCCAUCAUCAUCCAGGACUGCAUGUGGAGCGGAUUCUCUGCCGGACAGCAGCUGGAGAGAGUUGUUGGGGAGCGCUGCGCUCCCUGUCCCGGGACGGCGGCGGCCGCCAAAGUCGCUGCGGGGUCCACCUUAACGUCCCCGGGGAGGAUGCAGGGUGCCCCCGCCGACACGCCAGCCCUAAGCGGCUUGGCGGCGGACUGUGUGGACCCGGGUGCGGUGCUCACUUUCCCGCUUAACGCCGGAUGCAAGAAACAAGUGUCCUCUGGUUCAGAGUCACACACCGACUCUUCAGAUGAUGGAGAUGACAAAGAUGAGGAUGAAGAGGAGAUCGACGUGGUGACGGUAGAACACAAGCAGCAGCGUAAACCUCGGCGGCUGGUGAACACCCGUAAACCAGUGACCAUCACGGUGCGAGCUGACCCUCUUGAUCCUGGAAUGAAGCGUUUCCACAUUUCCAUCCACCAACAGCAGCACAACUAUGCUGCCCCAUCUCCAGACACUCUGCCCUCGCCACCCGAGCCGCCCCGCAAGAGAGUUCGGCAAGAGGCCCUGACACAGGUGACCCAGCCUCACCAAAACUCUCAUUACCACCAGCCCCGCCCCGGCCACGCCCCUCUGAACUUAGACAGCAGGAAGUCUACCCUGACAGUGGCAGGGGCCAGGUCGGAGUCACCUAAUUUCAGCGCCUCCUCUCCUACCUCCUCCAUGUCGCCUUCAUCGCCUCCAUCUUCUUCCUCUUCCCAUUCCCAAAGCUCACCCUCAAAGCCUCACUCCUUCUCCCACCUCUCUAGCCCACAGUCCUCCGACUGUGAGGACACAGACAAACGCAAGGCACACAACUUCCUCGAGCGCAAGCGGCGAAAUGACCUGCGCUCACGUUUCCUGUCGCUGCGGGACGAGAUCCCGGGCUUAGCAGACUGCCCCAAAACCCCUAAGGUGGCCAUCCUGACUCGAGCCACGGAGUACCUGCAGCAGCUGCACACCAGCGAGAGGCAGAAGGCUCAGGAGAGGAAGCAGCUGAAAGCCAGGCAGCUGCUGCUGCUGCAGAGGCUGGCACAGCUCAAACGAUCUUGAACGGGAUUGGUGGUCACCUUACACUCACAGUACUGAAUGGGACUACAUGAAGGAGAAAAGACACUAAUGUUCACUUUGAGUUGGUCACGUUGGAAUAAUGCGGGUUGGUUUUCUUUUUGUUUUGUUUUUUUUUUUUUUUUGUGGUUUGCACAUUAGCUUCUGGGUGAUUGACAAUGCUGCAAGCUGUCAGGACAGCAAGCUAGGGACUGAUCCUAUGGGGCCUCUUACGGGCAGAUUAAUAUGUCCAUGGUCACUCCGUAUAGGUUUGUCAAACUGUCAUCUCUCCCCUUGUGAAAAAUAUUUAAAAGUGUCGCUGGCUGCAGGAGGGCCCGCUGUGAACGCAGCAGUGUUUAUUUGAUAAACUGCUACAACUGUGCUGUUAGCUGCUUCACUGCUCAGACAUCUCCUUGAUUGUAACAAGACUUGUGCUUUCACAGCUGCGUUGUCUCUGCUGAAGUUUCUUUUGUAGAUCCCACUGCAAAUUUAAUCUCUUUCAUGGUCUUAUGCUUCUUAGGUCUUGGCACACAGCUAGUACAUUUCAAGUUGAGCCUUUUUCCUGAUCCCUUUCUCUCAUUCUCCAUAACAUCAUCCUGGUUUGUUCUUUUCUUUGCUCAUCAACAGUCACAAGUUUCCACCUUCAUUCAAGCCUGAGAUUUGGGACAGCAAUGUGAGGAUACAAUGUUAAUCGGCAUGUCUGACGUAGAUGGGUACUGUCAUCUGUGGCUGCAGGUUCCACCCGUAACCUGAACAUUUUCUUACUGCACCAGAAAUGCCCGGCGACAGCACUGUCACUGCAGUAACAGUCCAAUUUGUAGUGUCACACAGAGAAAAUAAAAAUUAUGUUUCCGUGCAAACACUGUUUGAAAUUCACACGGUCUUGAUCUGCAAAAAAAUAAAACACUACUCAAAUGUUAAAUGUUUAUUCUUGUUGUGCCAUGGAGAACAGCCAAAAGAUGAAUGUCGACUUGAGUUAAUUAUCUAAAGUAACGGCUUAAGUUAAAUCUGCAAAUUCUUUUGCUUGGACGUGAAGCCCAUGGCGUUCCAACUGUGUGUGACUUUCAUCUUGCUGUCUGAUAUAUAUAUUUUUUUUUCAAUGCAUUCGAUGUAAUGCCUUUAGAAGCCUUUAAAUGUAGACUAUCCAGUUGGAUGUUAUGUAUAUAGAACCCUUAUUGUACAGUCCCUUUCGAAACAAAACCAGAGCUGUCUACUAUGCUCCUCCUAGUUUUUGUUCGGCCCUAUGUCGUAAGCCGGGCCAAGCUUGCUGGCUUUUCAAUGAUAACUCAAAGCUUCUAUUUUUGUUAAUAAAAUGAUUAUGAAAAAGAGUCAAAAUAAAACACUUUGAACAUUGAUCACACUAGCCACUUUGUCACAAUUGUUUGUUUUAUGUCCACUUGUUUUUGGGUUUUUCAUUUUGCAAAGCCUACCUGUUCGAUACUUUUCUUUUCCUGAAGUUUAUUUGUACAAGUUGAGAGUUGACAAAGGUUUUAUACUAUAUUUUCCUACCGAUUUGUGUUUUAGUGUGAGCUAAUGACUGUUUUUGUUAUUGUAGCGCUCAAGGCUUUAUUGGUGGUUAUGUGCUGAUAAUUGGCAUGUGCAGUCUGCUUUCUCUCUCUGGACGGGAAAGCACCCGAAUGCUCCUGUAUCCAAUCCAAUCAUGGUAGCACUCUCUUAAACCUGGCCAGGGUGGAGUGGAGGGGGUGGGGACUUAAGAGGAUCUAGUGAUUAAACUUCUGGCUGUGUAUAGCCUUUAGUGACCUUAAUGUUACUGCUUUCUCUCUGCAUCUUUUUUCCCUCUUUUGCAAGUCUGGUGCUCCCUAUUGUCCCAUAAGCCAUGCAACAGAACACUGUAGCCCUGGAUCUAGUACUGUAAAUGACGAGUAGCAUGCCUGGCUUUACCAGCUCUCAGGAAAAUCCACAUUGAUUGUAGUCUUAUAGACUGUAAGAAAAAUCCAUCCCCCCCACUAUGCCAUGCUGUAUAUAUAACAUAAACUCAGAGGCUGCUUCAGAUGAGUAAGAGAUCAGACAAUUUAUGAUGAAACUGAUUGAAGAGGAAGAAGUCAUUCACAUCUCUUAUUCCUCGUUCAGAAAUGCUAAUUUAUUCAGCACUAACCACCAGUUAGCCUGACUGGAUUUAUAUUUUCCUCAAGGUGCACCCAUCACAGUGGUUUGUGUAAGCUUUCAUUUUAUUUUAUUUUAUUUUUAUUUUUUGAGUUGUAUUGGUCACUGGUUUCUGCUGUGGCACAGUUACAGUAGCAGUGGAUUUUGCUUACUUUGGGAGUUCAACUAUGGUGAUAUUUGGAGCCUUGUCUCAGCACUUUUUUUCCUUUACCUCAUAAGCCUCUAUAUAUGAAGAGUAAGUCGGAUUAAAAUGAAUAAAUCUCAUGGUUUGACAUCA
Mugil cephalus (flathead mullet) is the source of this 4106-nucleotide messenger RNA. RefSeq names its product MYCL proto-oncogene, bHLH transcription factor b (gene myclb). The record is from RefSeq and is a predicted model, not a curated record. The transcript is spliced from 3 exons. Lineage: Eukaryota; Metazoa; Chordata; Actinopteri; Mugiliformes; Mugilidae. Bases 281 to 1711 code for a protein of 476 amino acids. Gene Ontology annotation, molecular function: DNA-binding transcription factor activity, RNA polymerase II-specific; RNA polymerase II cis-regulatory region sequence-specific DNA binding; protein dimerization activity. Gene Ontology annotation, biological process: regulation of transcription by RNA polymerase II.